AUGAAGCUGCGGGUGUCUCUGACCAGCCUCCUGCUGGCCCUGUGCCUGAGCAGUGGGGCAGCUGGUCCACUGCAGGGCUCUGGGACAGGAGCCGGAGAUGCUGUGGGUAGUGGAUUUGGAAACGCCAUCGGUGAAGGAGCUAAAGAGGCAGUCAGCUCUGGAAUCCAGGAUGCCAUUGGCAAAGGAGACAAAGGAGAGGGCAGCUCUGCGUUCAGGGAGGCCAGAGGAGAUGCAUUCGGCAGACAGGUCGAGGACCUCUCUGGACAGGGAAUGGAUGCUACCCGCAACCCCGCUUCCUGGGGGACAUCUGGAGGACAUGGCACAUUUGAUUCUCAUGGUAGCUAUGGAGGCCAGGGCCAGGGCAAUUUCGGAGGGCCAUGGUCUCCCUCAGGCCAUGGGAACCCCGGAGGCUCAGAAGGCAGCUUUGGAACCAACUCCCUGGGAGGUUCCUUGGGGCAGGGAGGCAAUGGAGGGUACCCCAACCUUGAGGCCAAUGCUCAGGGGUUUGUGGCCCAGCCUGGCUAUGGUUCAGUGAGAGGUGGCAGCCAAAAUUCAGGGUGCACCAAUGCCCCACCUACUGGCUCCGAUGGAAGCUCUGGUGGCUCCCAGGGAAGCAGCAGCCACAGUGGUGGCAGUGGCAGCAGUGGUGGCCAUGGUGGCAGCAGUGGCCAUGGUGGCAGCGGUAGCGGCCAUGGUGGCAGCGGUAGUGGCCAUGAUGGCAGCGGUAGUGGCCAUGGUGGCAGCGGUAGUGGCCAUGAUGGCAGCGGUAGUGGCCAUGGUGGCAGCGGUAGUGGCCAUGGUGGCAGCAGUUCUGGAUCCAGCCAUGGAACCGGUUCUGAUACAGGCAGCAGAGAUACAAGUGGUGGUGGAAACAAGCCUGAGUGUGAAAACACAAGGAAUGAAGCCCGCAUCACUGGAGGAUCUAGGAGCGAGGGACAAGAGUCCAGUGAGUCCAGUGAAAGAAAGGAAGCAAUCAGUGAGCUCAAUUCUGUGGGCUCUGAGGCCUCUCCUGGAGUCUUCAACUUUGACAAUUUCUGGGAGAAUUUUAAAUCCAAGAUGAAUUUCAUUAACUGGAAAGCUUUAAACAAGGGCCAACUCCUAUCCCCUAACACCCGGGUCCUCCUCUACUUCCGAAGACUCUGGGAGGAUUUCAAACGAAAAACUCCUUUCUUCAACUGGAAAGAAAUUUCUGAGGAUGUAGACAUGCCAUCGAUGCAGAAGAGGGCAGAUGUUGCUAAUCAGAACUACUACAACCAGCAGGCGUAUCCCACUAUGCCCAGUGGGCAGAACUCACUGAAGAGCACCCCCAAGGCGUGA
Messenger RNA from Octodon degus (degu), 1317 nucleotides. RefSeq names its product dermokine (gene Dmkn). The transcript is spliced from 15 exons. The record is from RefSeq and is a predicted model, not a curated record. The coding region runs from base 1 to 1317 and encodes 438 amino acids. Lineage: Eukaryota; Metazoa; Chordata; Mammalia; Rodentia; Octodontidae. Gene Ontology annotation, biological process: cornified envelope assembly.